This is a messenger RNA of Sclerotinia borealis F-4128, 1890 nucleotides long. NCBI's taxonomy places the organism in Eukaryota, Fungi, Ascomycota, Leotiomycetes, Helotiales, Sclerotiniaceae. The record is from the annotation of a GenBank genome assembly.
AUGGCUGCGAGUAACAACAACAAUUGUGAAUCAUGUCGCUCCAAGAAAAAGAAGUUAAAGCCUGAGAAAAAACCCAGGGACGCGGUUGGGGAGUUGCAUGCCUACUGCCGAAAACUGAGAUGCAAAAUUCCUACUUACACCUCUAAAGACCAUGAAACGAUUCUAACUCUAUCUGGAUCUUAUCUUUUUAGCAAGAGCCCAGACUUCAUACCAAAGGCUAAGGCCAAGACCAGGCUUGAAGCAAAGCAGGACGUGGCAAAACAAGCGUUGAGAUGGAUACAACACAACGAUCCUCCGUCAUUUCACUGGAAAGACCGUGAUGCAGAAAAUACCCUCACAGAUCUCAUCGCAGAAUUGGCCGAAAGUAUCUACGAAAGUAGUCCUAGUUCAGAAGUCAAGAAGGUCGUGAUUUAUUUGGAAGGCGUGGCAAUCGCUAAAUUCCAGGCUCGUCUGGAGACCAAAGCAGUACCUAGGUCGAGCAUUGCGACACCUGAAUAUCGACAAGCUCUCGACGUUUGUCGCCUUCCGCAGGUGGCAGCCAUAGGGAUGACCAUAGUGUCUGAUGCAGAAGAUAAAGGCCAUCGUCUCGCUGCCCUGAGUGAAAGAAAUUCCGUUUCCUACCAAGAGAAAGCGACACUGAAAGAAUCAGUCGCCAAAUCAGCAUACGGAUUUGAUACAUCUGCGCCUGCACAUGCGCAUAGGAGAGCCCCAUUCGAAAUUCUACCACGUCACGCGAACGAUACAGAGCUGGCUCGAUGGCUCGAUAAUUUUUCUGAGCUUUACGACAAAUAUCGCAAUGACCAUGCGAGGUUGCGUUUUAUUUCGGCUGUUCUAUCCGCAACUGGUGAUUCUUUUGUCACCAAACUGCAUGAAUUGAGUACAGAAUCUCCCUUGAAGGGUAUCAGCCUCUUAGAGUUCAUCUUGCAAAGAUACAGUCCAGAGAUCAUCAAAAGUCUUUCGACUCGUGGUCAAGUGAACAAUAUCUCUCCUGAAUGUAGGCUUGCACAUAUUCUGGACAUGAGUGAAAGCGGGCUAUUGCCUACAUUCAGCACUGUUGUCAAGGAGCUGGGGGACAAGGCGGAAACACAUCUUCAACAUUUCCUACAAUGGCACAAAAACGGAAUGCUCAAUACCGUGUUGACUCUUUCGGUUUUCGUCGGGAACAGAACUCCGGAAUUCAUCAAAAGAUUAUUGGACUUAGAGAGCACAAAGCUACUGCCUCUUAUAGAUGCAGUAAUCGCUGAAACCAAUGGAGAGCCCGUACCACUGUUGCAAUGCUUCUUACGCUGGAAUAAAAACGAUGUCGCUGAGAGACUGUUAGAUUUCGAGGCUCAUAACGAAGGAAAUGCGAUGAGUCUUGUCGAAGCAGCCUUGGAAUUCGGAAAACUGGGUGUUUUACCAUAUGUCAAGAACCUCCUCACUGAAUCUCGAUUUGAUGGCACGCCAUAUCACUUUUUCCGUCAACUUUGCAAGUGGCAAACCAACAAGUCACUCCAUCAGCUAUGUAACAUUGAUCGAGCAACAGCAGGCAAUACGCCUGAAUUUCUCAAUCUAGCUUUUAGGCAUACACAAUUCUGGACUGCUGAGACACGUCAUAGAAAACAGAGAAUUGAUUGGACAGCGACCAUACCAUUUCUUCGACACCAUGUUCAAAGUGUCGGGAUCGAUAGCAAACGGAGAAGCAAUUAUCGUGGCUCGAGAUGUACUUGGGAAUUUUACGAGAGAUGUAACGCCAAAUCUGAGACCAAGGCUCCUCAGCACAGCAGUCUCGUUAAAGCUGCCCGUCUAAGCCGAGGACAAGGAAAGGAAAGAUUCGAUAAACCUUCCAAAGGAAAACCUGGUAGUAGAGGACGUGGAUCAGCUUCGCAAGGCCCUUCUAGUCCAAGUUAA